AUGACCCUCGUGGAGAGCUUGAAGGGAGACCCCCAGAGACUAUGGCAGUGGAUAAGCAGCCAAGUUCUAGGACAGGAAAUUUUAUCAGAGAAGUUGGGACCUGCAAGCUGCGCAGCGGGGGACAUGGAGCCCCCUCUCGAAGUGGUGCCUCAGGAGCUGGGACUUGAGAAUUCGCCCUCUGGGCCUGGGGAGCCACUGCACUGCGCUGUGAAGGAGGAGUCCGACACGGAACAAGAGUCGGUGGUGGCUGCUUCCCAGCUUCCUGCCCAGCCUGAAGAGAGGCUCAGCGGGGACCAGGCCUUUGGAGCCUCUCUUCUCCAAACAGCACCGCAGGUGCAGUGGAGGCACCUGGAUUCCACUCAGAAAGAGCAAUACUGGGAUCUCAUGCUGGAGACAUAUGGGAAAAUGGUCUCAGGAGGCAUUUCCAGUUCUAAGCCUGAUCUGACUAAUUUAACAGAGUAUGGGAAUAAACUGUCAGGAUUGCACUUUCAUGUCAGUGAGAAGAUUCUGAGGCCCACCUACAUAGGUGAAAACACAGGAAUAUCACAAAGAAACCUAAACUUGGGAAAUUACAGGGACCAGGAACCUCCAGAUGCCUCCUGUCAGGCCUCAGGAGGGACACCUUCUCAGGUCUCUUUGAGUGGCUUCUUCAGUGAGGAUGAGCUGAGAUGCUUUGGAGAAGGAGAGAAGCUCCCCGAGGUUCAGGAAAACCUUCAGGGUGAGGGAACAGGUCAGCUGUGUCCUCAGGAAAGGACUUCUGGGAAACAGCUGAAUCAGCAUUUGCCUCAUCCUCAUCUGGGAGAACUGUCUGUGCUGUGGCUUGAGGAGAAGAGAGAGACCUCCCCUAGAGGGCAGCUGAGAGCCCCCAUGGCCCAGAAACUCCCCACCUGCAGGGAGUGUGGAAAAACCUUUUACAGGAAUUCUCAGCUUGUUUUUCACCAAAUAAGUCACACUGGAGAGAUGUACUUUCAGUGCCCCACCUGCAGAAAAGCCUUCCUUAGGAGUUUAGACUUUGUGAAGCAUCAAAGGAUUCACAUGGGGGAGAAACCUUGUAAAUGUGAUUACUGUGGGAAAGGCUUCGGUGAUUUCUCAGGAUUGCACCACCAUGAGAAAAUCCACACAGGAGAGAAGCCCUAUAAAUGUCCCAUCUGUGAGAAAAGUUUUAUUCAACGGUCCAACUUUAAUAGACAUCAGAGGGUUCACACUGGAGAGAAGCCUUAUAAGUGCACCCGCUGUGGGAAAAGCUUCAGCUGGAGCUCGAGCCUUGAUAAGCAUCAAAGAUCUCACUUAGGAAAGAAGUCCUUUCAAUAGCCAAGCUCUCACAGCCCUUUUCCAUCUUCCAGUCCAUUUAAAACCCUUAGCAUCCUCCAGGGAGGCUGCAUUUGUUAAAGUCUAUCCCUGUUCUCUUUCUGGGGGAUUGGAGAGGGGAGUACCUCUGCAGGUGUGGUUUUGGACUUGGAGGACAUUCUAGCCUCUGGAUUGGAUUUCAUACUGGUUUAAUUUCUUGCUUCUGCAUCAGGAGAAAGAUACUCAUCAUCUUUCUGAAAGUUCCUUCUUUUGCACCUCUUGGGGAAAAAUGUGUCACUUGGAGACCUCAUUGUAGAGGUGCCAUCUGGGAAGAGUUAAGUGGGAAGAAUUAGCCCCAGUUGCUACUCAUGGGAAGAACUUCGGAUAGGCCUCUGGAGAAGGACUUCUGUUGUGGGAAGCAGGGCAUGGAGUACCAGUGAGCUCAUGUGUUCUUUUUGUAAUCCAGGUGCCAAAGUAACUUCAGGUGUCCCUUGUUUUAAAUAAACUUAGCAUUACUCCCUAGCUCA
Manis javanica (Malayan pangolin) is the source of this 1814-nucleotide messenger RNA. NCBI's taxonomy places the organism in Eukaryota, Metazoa, Chordata, Mammalia, Pholidota, Manidae. The record is from RefSeq and is a predicted model, not a curated record.